UAAAAGUGAAAUGCCCAAAGACCCUUUCUACAACAAAAUGUUGAGUAAGAUACUGGAGAUGCUCUGUGACAGGAUCAUCGCAUUCAAAAAGGAUGAGGUUUUUGACGAAGAGACUUGGUUUCGGCACUUGAACAAGAUCUAUAAGUACAUGAAUAUACUUGAACUAAACCUGGUUGAGAAGAACAAGAACCUUGAAACUAAAUUUACAGUUCAUUAUGAGAAAUUAGUCAGUUUUUAUGAGACCCAGAUGCCUGAGGAUAGAGAUACCAAUUCCACACAUACUUCCAAUGAGUUUAUUAAAGAGACGAAGAAAGAGUUCAACCUCAAUAGGUUUGGAGCUGCUGGAGCUGAUUUGAAGUCAAAGAAACCAAAGAAAGGGAAAGCCCGUUAUAAGAACAAAAGUAAUUCAAAGCAGAGAGGUAAUAAGUCUGUAAAAACUAUUCAAAAUCAGCCAAAUGAGCAGAAUACUGAAAAUAACGAUGAUAAGUUAGCCUCAACGCUUGGAAAUGAAAACCAGGCCUUUUUAGCCAUGAGUAAUACAAUUCCUCAGAGCAUUGGAGAAGAAAAUAAGGUUGAAGUUAUUGAAACAGGAGACAAAGGAUCAGCUAAAAUAACUAACCCUGUUUCGAGCCCUGAGAAGACCCCUGAUGUCCCAAACAAUGUCGCUGAUUCUAUCAAUGACAAGUCUGUUAUCAGUAAUCCAGUACCUCCUCUCCAGAUUGCAACAGGUACUUUUUCACACAAGGAUGGAGAGUUUGAGAACACAGAGGACAGAAGGUCGUUAACCCAGGAACAAAAUCGAGAUGAUGAUCAAGACAGAACUCUGAGACAAAAGAAGUUGAACACUGCAGAGAUUGUACCUCCAAUUCAGGAUCCUGAAGCUCAGGUUUUCCCUCCCUCUACCAUGAACAUUCUUGCUAAAUCGCGAAGAACUAAGAAAAAGAGACUAAUGAACCGUAGUCAUUAUAAUGGCAAGAAGACAAUGAGCAAAGCAGGAAUGUGGGCUGCUUUUCCUGGGAGAAAGAUGAAAUUCAGCAGGAAAUAUACUCCAUCAAGAGGCUAUUCAGUCCAUUCUGGAAGUAGUUCUCGAAGAAGGUACAAAAGUUCAUCAAGGUCUUCUCGGUCAUCAAGAUCUGGAUCUCUUUCCAAGCGUUACAAAAGCUCAAGAGUUAAGAAGAUGAAGAGGAAGUAUCUGCGCAAUAUCCUUCCUCAUGUGGGGAUCCAGAACAAGUCUAAAAUUGUGAAGAAGUUCACUAAUCCUUCAAAUUAAUUUCUUAAAUAAUGCAGCCUUCAAUU
Molecule: messenger RNA, 1296 nt
Organism: Moneuplotes crassus
Lineage: Eukaryota; Ciliophora; Spirotrichea; Euplotida; Euplotidae
Source: the annotation of a GenBank genome assembly